GUUGGUGGUGAAAGUUGUGUUUCUUGCCAAGAAAACAGUGAGAAUAUUAUGCCAAAUCACAUAGAGAAAAGGCUGCGUUCUUUCAAACUGAAUACAUCUCAGGAGGAAGCGAUUUUGCGUUGUCUAGAAGCCAAAAACUGCCGCCACUCCAACAAUAUCAAACUUAUAUGGGGACCACCAGGGACCGGGAAGACGAAAACAACAAGCGUUCUGCUUUUAAACCUCUUUAAAAUGAGAUGCAGGACACUGACUUGCGCUCCAACUAACAUAGCUGUUCUGGAAGUUGCUUCAAGGGUUGUGAAACUAGUCUCCGAGUCAUUGAGGCUUGGUGGAUACGGUCUUGGAGAUAUUGUCUUGUUUGGCAACAAAGAAAGGAUGAAGAUCGAUGAUCGGGAGGACCUUUUCGAUGUUUUCCUCGAUUACCGAGUUGAUGAGCUCUAUGACUGCUUUCAGGCUUUAACUGGAUGGAGAGCAAAUGUUCAACGCAUGAUCUCUUUGCUCACUGAUCCAAAAGAAGUGUAUCGCCAAUCCUUCAUCGAGAAUGACAAGCGUCGUCCUUCGUUUAAAAAGUUCGUAGAAAAGAGGUUUAGUAAACUGAGGACGGACUUGCGUUCUCAGUUCUCAACUUUGUGUCUGCAUCUACCAACUGCUUCGCUCUCCUUUCAAGUCGCGGAGAAAAUGAAUGCCACUAAUGGUCUACUUAGAGCUAUGAAAGUUUCAGAUGUCGUUAGAGUUUCCGGGAAAGAAGAUACAAGAAAGCAAGAUUGUGUGGAGAUGUUAGGAUCGAUUUGCGAAAGCAUCGAACUUCCUGAUUUCAUAGGGAAGUUCGGACUUCAAAGACUCUGCUUAGAAAACGCGUAUCUGAUGUUCUGCACAGCGUCGAGCUCUGCCAAGCUACACAUGAGCUGUCCGAUACAACUCCUCGUAAUCGACGAAGCUGCUCAGUUAAAAGAAUGCGAGUCUGCGAUUCCUUUGCAGCUUCCAGGGCUUCGACACGCUGUUCUAAUCGGCGACGAGAAGCAGUUACCUGCGAUGAUACAAAGCAAGAUUGCUUCGGAGGCUGAUCUUGGGAGGAGCUUGUUUGAGAGAUUGGUGUUGUUGGGUCACAAGAAGCAGUUGCUGAACAUGCAGUACCGGAUGCAUCCUUCUAUUAGUAUUUUCCCGAACCGAGAGUUUUAUGGUAUGAAGAUUUUGGAUGCUCCUUCUGUCAGGGUGAGAAGUUAUGAGAAACAGUUUCUCCCUGGGAAAAUGUAUGGGCCUUACUCUUUCAUCAACGUGCCCUAUGGAAGAGAGCAGUUUGGACAAGGGUUCAGUUCGAAAAACAUCCUUGAGGUCUCUCUUGUGGACGAGAUUUUGUCAAAGCUGUACUCAGUAUCAAGAAAGUCGGGAAGAUCGAUAAGUGUUGGUGUGAUUUCACCUUACAAGGCUCAAGUGUUUGCAAUUCAAGAAAAGAUAGGCAAAAAGUAUGAUACCAGUGAGAAAUUCACAGUGAGUGUUAGGUCUGUAGAUGGGUUUCAAGGUGGUGAAGAAGAUAUUAUAAUAGUCUCAACCGUUAGGUCUAACGGUAAAGGAGCCAUUGGUUUUUUAUCUAACCAACAAAGAACCAACGUAGCACUCACACGUGCGAGAUUCUGCUUAUGGAUUCUUGGAAACGAGUCGACUUUGACCAACAAUAAAUCAGUAUGGAGUCGGUUAGUAGAUGAUGCUAAGGCACGACACUGUUUUCAUGACGCAUAUGAUGAUGAAUCA
Brassica oleracea var. oleracea is the source of this 1749-nucleotide messenger RNA. RefSeq names its product ATP-dependent helicase NAM7-like. The annotation marks the transcript as partial. Gene Ontology annotation, molecular function: helicase activity. The record is from RefSeq and is a predicted model, not a curated record. Lineage: Eukaryota; Viridiplantae; Streptophyta; Magnoliopsida; Brassicales; Brassicaceae. The transcript is spliced from 3 exons.